This is a messenger RNA of Nothoprocta perdicaria, 1305 nucleotides long. It is a transcript of the gene ARHGAP8, whose product is annotated as Rho GTPase activating protein 8. The record is from RefSeq and is a predicted model, not a curated record. The transcript is spliced from 13 exons. Gene Ontology annotation, molecular function: GTPase activator activity. NCBI's taxonomy places the organism in Eukaryota, Metazoa, Chordata, Aves, Tinamiformes, Tinamidae. Gene Ontology annotation, biological process: small GTPase-mediated signal transduction; negative regulation of endocytic recycling. Gene Ontology annotation, cellular component: cytoplasm. Bases 120 to 1220 code for a protein of 366 amino acids.
CGCCGCCGCCGGGCCAGAUGUGUCGUUGGCCUGCUGCUGGUCCUUGAAGGGUUGACCCAAGUUUCAUCCUGCGAGAAUCACUGAGCAAGAUCUGCAGAGACUUCCUCCUAAGAGGCAGCAUGUCUGAAGCUGACUAUGAGAAAUUAGCUGAAAUAGAAUUGCAGAAAGAUGAAGCAGAAGACACACAGGCUGACCAGGAAAAGACAUUUAUUCCACCACCACCGGAGGAUACUGAGCUAAACAUUAAUCACCCCUACUAUGACGUUGCAAGACAUGGUAUCAUCCAGUUAGCAGGUGAUGACAACUCUGGACGGAAGGUGAUUACGUUCAGUUGCUGCCGUAUGCCACCCUCCCAUCAGCUCGAUCACACCCGAUUGCUGGAGUAUUUAAGGUAUACCCUGGACCAGUACGUAGAGAACGAUUAUACGGUUGUCUACUUCCACUAUGGCCUGAAGAGUCGGAAUAAACCAUCUCUGAAAUGGUUGCAAACGGCCUACAAAGAGUUUGACAGGAAGUAUAAGAAAAACCUUAAAGCACUGUAUGUUGUACAUCCAACCAACUUCAUAAAAAUUCUGUGGAAUAUUUUUAAACCUCUUAUAAGCCAUAAGUUUGGGAAAAAAGUCAUCUACCUGAACUAUUUAAGUGAACUGAGAGAGCAUCUCAAAUAUGACCAGCUUAGUAUCCCUCAGGAAGUCAUCCGACAUGAUGAAAAUCUUCGGGGGAAGCAGAAGGGAAAACUGCCACCUGUGGUGAAGAUUCCUCCCCCAAGACCACCUCUACCUAAUCAGCAAUUUGGGGUCAGCCUGCAAUAUAUCAAGGACAAAAAUAAAGGUGAGCUAAUCCCACCAGUACUGAAGCAAACUGUGUGCUACCUAAAAAUAAAAGGCCUACGUGUAGAGGGCCUCUUCAGAAGGUCAGCCAGCGUCCAAACUAUCAAAGAUGUUCAGAAGCUCUAUAACCAGGGCAAGCCUGUGAAUUUCGAUGACUAUGAUGAUAUCCAUAUUCCUGCUGUUAUCCUAAAGACUUUCCUUAGGGAACUCCCUGAGCCAUUACUAACCUUUGAGUGUUAUGAUCAUAUCCUUGGAAUCACCACACGGUUGUCUUUGAGUGUGGAAGGUGACACCUGCAUUGGAAAUGUGUGGAAAGUGCUCUGCUCAGCUAUGGAAUCUAGCAGGAAAUUUGGACAGGACAUACCAAGACAAACUCUGAUUUUCCUGUAAAGAAAGACAGUGAUUAUUUAAAGACCUUCGAAUCUACUAAUCAAUAAACUUCUAUCAUAAAGGCCUCGUCAGGCACUGAAAGUUU